GAGUAUAAGAAGUUCAAUGGUGGUGAGCCGGGUCACCGAGACAUCGAGACACUGACCGAGGAGGAGCUAUUCGCGACACUCGACUCCAGUGGUUACGUACGGCUCAGCUUCCGGACUAAACCGCUGACCGACUCGAGUAAUAAGCGGUCGAUCGCCGUCAGCACCGAUAGCGACGUGCCGUUUGUCAAGAAUUGUGUCAAUAGUUAUAAUAAUAUUGGACAGAAGGGGCGAAAAGGAGAACCCAUUUGCAGGUCUGUGUCGGGGCUCAGUAAACGGUGGCCACACCUCAACAGUGAAGCGCCGGGAGGGCACACUAGACGGCAAAAAGUCGCUGAGACGACAGCGUAACUUCAAUUGUGAUAAUAAUAUAUAUUCAACGCUAAAACGCACCAAAAAUAAGCAAAAGUCCAAAAGUAUGGACA
Molecule: messenger RNA, 422 nt
Organism: Oppiella nova
Lineage: Eukaryota; Metazoa; Arthropoda; Arachnida; Sarcoptiformes; Oppiidae
Source: the annotation of a GenBank genome assembly